Neopsephotus bourkii (Bourke's parrot) is the source of this 5785-nucleotide messenger RNA. It is a transcript of the gene ECPAS, whose product is annotated as Ecm29 proteasome adaptor and scaffold. Gene Ontology annotation, cellular component: cytoplasm; nucleus. Gene Ontology annotation, biological process: proteasome assembly. The record is from RefSeq and is a predicted model, not a curated record. NCBI's taxonomy places the organism in Eukaryota, Metazoa, Chordata, Aves, Psittaciformes, Psittacidae. Gene Ontology annotation, molecular function: molecular adaptor activity.
AUGGAGGUCAGCGCGGACUCGGGUCAGUUUGCUGGCGCCGCUGCCGCCUCUCCUUGGGACGCACCGGGAGCCGCGGGCGGGGCGGGUAGGGCUGGCAACAUGGCUGCUGCCGCCGCGGCUGCCCAGGACGAGCUCAAUCAACUUGAACGUGUGUUCUUGCGUCUUGGCCAUGCAGAAACAGAUGAGCAGCUACAGAACAUUAUUUCCAAAUUCCUACCCCCUGUACUCCUCAAGCUGUCCAGCACACAAGAAGGAGUUCGUAAAAAGGUCAUGGAGCUGCUGGUUCAUCUGAAUAAGCGCAUCAAAAGUCGUCCAAAAAUUCAGCUUCCAGUAGAGACAUUGCUAGUUCAGUAUCAGGAUCCUUCUGCAGUGUCUUUUGUCACCAAUUUUACCAUAAUUUACGUUAAGAUGGGAUACCCCCGUCUGCCUGUGGAAAAACAAUGUGAAUUGGCUCCAACACUUCUCACUGCAAUGGAAGGGAAACCUCAACCACAGCAAGACAGCCUAAUGCAUCUUCUAAUACCAACCCUUUUUCACAUGAAAUACCCUGCUGAACCACUGAAAGCAGCAGCUUCUCCUUUUAAUCUUGCUGAAAAACCAAAGACUGUACAGCUGCUUUUGGACUUUAUGUUGGAUGUUCUUCUUAUGCCUUAUGGGUUUGUAUUGAAUGAAUCUCAGAGUCGACAAAAUAUGCCCUCGGGCCAGGGCUCUUCAUCAAGUAGUGUGGGAGGUCCUGGAAUUCCUCAGCCACCUCCAGGGAUGAGCUUUUAUGCAGCCAAAAGGGUAAUUGGAGAUAGCCCAUGGACACCAGAGCUACUAGAACAGUGUAAGCUGGGUAUAGUGAAGUUCAUUGAAGCUGAGCAAGUGCCCGAACUUGAAGCUGUUAUACACCUGGUUGUAGCCUCCAGUGAUACAAGACACAGUGUUGCCACGGCUGCAGACCUGGAACUAAAGAGCAAACAAAGUGUAAUUGACUGGAACAAUCCUACUAUCAUCAACAAAAUGUAUAAAGUGUAUCUUGGGGAUAUACCACUGAAAACCAAGGAGGUAUCUGUUCUGAAGCAAGAAAUGAAACGAGAGUCAGUCAGCACCCGUGUUAAAUUAAAGAUAGUUCCUCAUCUUCUGCGAUCCAGGCAAGCUGCAGAAACGUUCCCAGCUAAUAUUCAGGUGGUUUAUGAUGGACUCUUUGGUGCAAACACAAAUGCAAAACUGAGAAGUCUGUCCUUGCAGUUUGUGCAUCAUAUUUGUAUCAUUUGUCCAGAAAGUAAAAUAAAGCCAUUAGGCCCGAUGCUUUUAAACGGUCUUACAAAGCUGAUCAAUGAAUACAAAGAGGAUUCAAAACUGCUCUCAAUGGCAUAUUCAGCGGUUGGAAAGCUCUCAAGCCGAAUGCCUCAGCUCUUCACUAAGGACAUUGCACUGGUACAACAGUUUUUUGAAGCUUUAUGUAAGGAAGAUGCUGAUACUAGGCUUGCCAUUCAGGAGGCUUUGUCUAUGAUGGUUGGAGCGUACACUAACUUGGAAGGAGCCCAGCGUACCCUGAUGGAAGUUCUUGUAGCUUCUUAUUUAAUAAAGCCUGAAGUUCAAGUACGUCAAGUGGCUGUGAAAUUUGCUAGCACAGUGUUCCCUCUGAAUCAUAUCCCAUCCAGAUACUUACUCCUGUUAGCUGCAGGAGACCCGCGGGAGGAGGUACAUGGAGAAGCUCAGCAAGUGCUGAGAACAUUUCCUGGUAAAAAUGAAAAGGAGAGUUCUGGGAAGCAGAUGCCUUCGUUCCCUGAAAUGGUCCAUUACAUUCAAGAUAAGGCCUCUCACCAAAUGAAAACUCCAGCUAAAUAUACGACUGGGACUGCAGCAUUGCCUUUCAAUCCUGCCACGUUUGGUGAGAUAGUUCUGUAUCUGCGGAUGUGUCUUGCUCACAGUGCAGGUGUGGUGCCAACCUCGCAGAGCUUGGCAGAUAUGCAAGACCAAGCUCCAGCCAUUGGACGUUACAUAAGAAACCUCAUGUCUGGCAACCACAUAUCUUUAUCUUCCUCUUCAAAAAGUGCAGAAACCAACCCUGUGCUUAUGUAUAUUGGCCUUCUUCAGCAGCUGUUAACUAAUGUUGGAGGUUUGCCGGUCAUGUAUUGUCUUCUAGAAGUUGUUUCAGUGUAUCCAGAAAAACUAGCCACCAGAUUUGUAGACAAAAUGGAUUGGAUAAAGAGUUUGAUGAACACAAACAAAGAAGAAAUGCGCGAGCUUGCAGCCCUGUUCUAUUCUGUGGUGCUGUCUACCAUGUCUGGAGAUGAGCUUAGGGCCUCCUUGGAGCAGCUGAUUAAGAUGACGAAAGACAACCAUAGCCCGGAGGUCCAACAUGGAUCCUUGUUGGCUUUGGGAUUUACAAUUGGAAGGUACUUGGCCAAAGGGAAAUGCAGAACAAGGGAGCUACAUAAUACAGAACAGCCAAACACUGCCGUCAUGCUGGAUCAAGAACAGCUCAUAAAGUCAACAACGGAGACAAUAGGUUCUUUUCUGGACAGCAGCUCUCCCUUUCUUGUGGUGGCUGCUUGUACCGCUCUUGGGGAGAUUGGAAGGAAUGGCCCCUUGCCAAUCCCCAGUGAAGGACCAGGAUUCACAAAGCUUCAACUUGUGGAAAGCUUAUUGGCUCGAAUCCCUUCCAGCAAGGAAACAAAUAAGAUGAAGGAACGAGCAAUACAGACAUUAGGUUACUUCCCAGUGGGAGAUGAAGAUUUUCCCCACCAGAAGCUACUGUUGCAAGGUUUAAUGGAUUCUGUGGAGGCCAAACAAAUAGAACUGCAGUUCACCGUUGGUGAAGCUAUUACCAGUGCUGCUGUAGGGACAAGCUCGGUAGCUGCACGUGAUGCAUGGACGGUCACAGAGGAGGAAUAUAUCCCUCCUUCAGAUUUGAAAGGGAAUGAUGUGGUUCCCUGGGUCCUAGACCUUAUUUUGAACAAGCACAUAAUCAGCCCCAACCCACACAUUAGGCAGGCAGCUUGCAUCUGGCUUCUGUCAAUGGUGAAGAAGCUGAGCACACACAAAGCAAUUAAGUCUCAUCUCAAGGAUAUUCAAAGUGCAUUUGUUUCAAUUCUGUCAGAUAGUGAUGAGCUUAGUCAAGAUGUUGCUUCAAAAGGUCUUGGGCUGGUAUAUGAACUAGGAAGCGAAGAGGAUCAGCAAGAGCUAGUCACCACACUUGUUGAUACCCUUAUGACAGGGAAAAGAGCCAAACAUGAGAUGACUGGAGAAACUGUGGUGUUUCAGGGUGGCCUGAGCAAAACCCCAGAUGGUCAAGGCCUUUCUACCUACAAGGAGCUUUGUUCACUGGCUAGUGAUCUCAAUCAACCAGACUUGGUGUACAAAUUCAUGAAUCUGGCCAACCAUCACGCCAUGUGGAAUUCUCGAAAGGGAGCAGCUUUUGGUUUUAAUGUGAUAGCUGCCAAGGCUGGAGAGCAGCUGGCUCCAUUUUUGCCCCAGCUUCUUCCCCGGCUAUACCGUUACCAGUUUGACCCCAACCUGGGGAUUCGACAGGCAAUGACCAGCAUUUGGAAUGCCUUGGUCACCGACAAGACGAUGGUUGAUAAGUACAUGAAGGAAAUUCUUGAAGAUUUGAUCUGUAACCUAACCAGCAGUCUGUGGAGGAUAAGGGAGUCCAGCUGUCUGGCAUUGAACGACUUACUAAGAGGAAGAUCUUUGGAUGACAUUAUAGACAAGCUUCCAGAGAUCUGGGAAAUACUAUUCAGAGUGCAAGAUGACAUUAAGGAAACUGUGCGAAAGGCAGCAGAUCUCGCCCUGAAAACUUUAAGCAAGGUCUGUGUGAAAAUGUGUGAGCCCUCUAAAGGAGCAGUGGGUCAGAAGACGAUAGCUGUAUUACUCCCUUGCCUCCUAGACAAAGGGAUAGUAAGCACAGUUGCUGAAGUCCGAUCUCUCAGCAUUAACACUCUUGUGAAGAUCAGUAAAAGUGCUGGGUCUAUGCUGAAACCUCAUGCACCAAAACUUAUCCCGGCUCUGCUGGAAUCCUUGAGUGUGCUGGAACCUCAAGUCCUCAAUUAUUUGAGUCUUUGUGCAACAGAGCAGGAGAAAACUGCAAUGGAUAGUGCCAGACUUAAUGCUGUCAGGUCGUCUCCCAUGAUGGAAACCAUUAACUUGAGCUUGCAGUAUUUGGAUGUCUCUGUCCUGGGUGAGCUGGUUCCUCGGCUGUGUGAACUGAUCAAAAGCGGAGUAGGCCUUGGCACAAAGGGAGGCUGUGCCAGUGUAAUCGUGUCUUUAACCACACAGUGUCCUCAGGACUUAGCACCUUAUUCAGGCAAACUUAUGAGUGCUUUACUUAGUGGCCUGACAGAUCGCAACAGCGUGAUACAGAAGUCUUUUGCCUUUGCUAUGGGGCACCUGGUCCGGACUUCCCGAGACACUAGCACUGAGAAGCUGCUGCACAAACUCAGCAGCUGGUACAUGGAGAAGGAAGAGCCAGUUUACAGGACAGGCUGUGCUUUAACUGUGCAUUCUAUGGGACGCUACAGUCCAGACGUAGUGAAGAGCCAUGCCAAACAUGUGCUGCCAUUGGCUUUUCUUGGCAUGCAUGAGGUUCCCGAUGAAGAGAAAGGAGACAAAGAGAAUUCCGCUCUGUGGACUGAAGUAUGGCAGGAAAAUGUACCUGGUACCCAGGGUGGCAUCAGGCUGUACAUGCAGGAGUUGAUAACCAUUACCCAGAAAGCUCUGCAGUCCCAGUCCUGGAAGAUGAAAGCCCAGGGAGCAGCAGCAAUGGCAUCAAUUGCCAAGCAGACAGGCUCCCUUGUACCGCCACAUCUCGGCAUAGUGCUGUCAGCACUGCUUCAAGGCCUUCCAGGGAGAACCUGGACUGGGAAGGAGGAGCUGUUAAAGGCCAUCGCCAGUGUUGUCUCUGCAUGCAAUGCAGAGCUACAGAAGUCAGUGCCUGGCCAGCCCACCAUCAGUGAUAUUGUCCAGGCUGUCCUGAAAGAAUGUCGGAAAGAGAACCUGAAGUAUAAGAUGGUGGCACUGCGCUGUGCAGCUGGGGUGUUGCAGGCAACAAAGGAAGACAGGUUCCAGGAGCUGGCAGAUAUCGUCUUCCCCAUGAUAAAGAAGAACUCUCUUGAGAGCUUGGGCACAGGUUUACCAAAGCAUGAUGAAGAGGACGAGGAGACAAGGGAGAAAGAAGUGCAGGUGGAGUCACUGAUCUGUGCCUUUGAGACCCUGGGCAAAGCCUGGCCGAGGAGCCCAGAGACACAGCGCUGCUAUCGCCAAGACUUUUGCAAGUUAAUGUGUGACCGUCUGAAACUCGGCACAUGGAAAGUGCAGCUCGGAGUGCUACAAGCCAUGAAUGCCUACUUUAAAGGGCUAUUGCUGUUUGAUAAGGAGCACUUAGACCCUGCGGCUUUGACAGAAAUACUGUUGGAAACCUGUUCAUCUAUCACCCAUUCUUUAGAAAACAAAAGCUACACGUCCAUAAGAACAGAAGCUUUGACUGUGAUAGAACUGCUGCUCACCAAACUGCAAGAAACUCAACAGUGGGAAAGCCUGACACCAGAAAGCACAGAGCACCUCAUUCGUUCAUUGUCUACGAUGGCAUCAGAUAGCAGACCCGAGCUGCAAGAGAAGGCAUUUAUAUUGAAGAAAACACUUGAAAGUCUUGACUAAGCUGUAAAACACAAACUACAAAGUGCCAUGUAAAACAAAAACAAAAGAGUGCAGUGGUCUGAAAACCAAGUGGGGAAAAUGAAGUUUAUUCUGUAGCAUGCAUCAUUCCUGGCCAAAAUAAAAAAAUGCCUUAAAUUAUUUC